Messenger RNA from Penicillium robsamsonii, 786 nucleotides. RefSeq lists its product as uncharacterized. The transcript is spliced from 2 exons. NCBI's taxonomy places the organism in Eukaryota, Fungi, Ascomycota, Eurotiomycetes, Eurotiales, Aspergillaceae. Bases 1 to 786 code for a protein of 261 amino acids. The record is from RefSeq and is a predicted model, not a curated record.
AUGUCACGCUUCUUUCAGCUCUUUAUCUUUCUCUCGGGCCUCAUCUCGACUGUCAAUGGAGCUGAAAAGACAAAUUAUAUGAUCAACCCUGUCUACGAAAACGAAAAAAGCCCUGUUUGGACAUUGGGUGACCAGAAAGUGAUUGAAUGGAAGACAGAUCUACCUGCAUACAACGUCUCUAUAUGGCAAGAGGAUCCAGUAAAGAGAGCCGCCUACCACGGAGGCAAUGUAUUUGCUCAAAUCGGCGAAAAGUAUCAAGUGUCAAACUUCACCUGGGUUGUUCAACUCUACAGCUUUGACCUCGAUUUUUCAAACAAAUUCAUGUUCUGGAUCAACCAUGGCGGAUCAACCGCUUUCACCUCGGCCUAUUUUUACAUAGCCAGAAACUCAUCGACUGGAACGACUACCGCUUCCACUUUGGCACCUUCACCGUCUUCUACUAAUACUACCGCCCCGAACGAUCAACAAAUCGCCAGCCCGACCGAUCAACCGACAGGACUCUCGACGACAGCAAAGCUUGCCCUUGGACUCGGACUCGGCAUAGGCAUUCCUAUCCUAGCCGCACUGGGUGUACUAAUUUGGUUGAGAGCUAGGCAAUUAAAAGCAACCCAGCAGGCUGCUGGCAUGGUAGCUUCUCACGGGGUGGGAAUGCAGCAACAACGAGGUCCCAACAUGAAUAUAGGAGAGAUGCAUGGAACCGACUCGACUGGUUUCCGUUCGGAGCUGCCCCAGGAUGUUAGUGGGAAAUCACUUCGCAGUGAAUUACCAGCUCGGCAUUAUGAGUGA